Molecule: messenger RNA, 915 nt
Organism: Malassezia restricta
Lineage: Eukaryota; Fungi; Basidiomycota; Malasseziomycetes; Malasseziales; Malasseziaceae
Exons: 1
Coding region: 1-915 (304 amino acids)
Source: RefSeq, a predicted model, not a curated record
AUGCUCUUUCGGUUGACACUCCUGGCUAGCGUCGUAGCGGUGGCUCUCGCCACUGAGCCGAUUAAGGUGGAUCGAAAAGUGCUCUUUCACUCACACAACGACUAUGUCCACCAUCGCCCGGUGUACGAUGCCUUUGAUCAUGGCGUUCUGAGCUUUGAGUCCGACUUUUGGUUCGAUGAGCACAAGAAAGCGCUGUAUGUAGCUCAUACGCCACUUGGUAUCGACCACUCAAAGACGUUCAACACGCAGACAGUCGACCGUGUUCUGAACAUUGUCCAGGGCAAGUACUCUGACAAGUACCCAGCUUCCAACGUAAAAAAAUUCUACGCCGAUCCCAAGAACCAGCCUACGGCCCACCCUGACUGGUACAAGUACUUUUCCGAAGGUUUUGGCGGUGUCCGUCCCAUCAUGAUUUUGGCUGAGCCCAAGACGUCCGCUGACCCAGACAUGUGGAAGACGGUGGUCGAUGCGCUCGGUGAACUUCGCUCCCAAGGUCUUCUCACUCGCUACGAGUACGGCAAGGUCCACUUUGGCCCUGUGAUUGUCGUUGGCACAGGCAACACGCCCUACUCACAAGUGGUCGCUACCCCUGUGCGCGACUAUUUCAUGGACUGCCACGCAGACGGCCUCAAGGACGAACACGGCCAAUUCCAAUACAAUGCUACUGCAUGCCCUAUCUCUUCGGCUGGCUAUCCCAGCGUCCCCCACUCGAAUUUGGGUCUCACGCCACCACCCAAGGCGGCUAUCCCCUACUUUGCCAAGUACACCUGCGAUGCGCACAUCAUCAACUCGACGGUUCGCUUUUACGGUGUCCCCAAGACGGCUGGCCGGAUCGACGACUUUAAUAUGCUUCUCCAGCAGGGCGCCGAUUGGCUCAACAUUGAUCACUUUGACGACGUCAAGCGGUAUAGCUAA